AUGAAGACCCACGCGGCCACACUCAUCAUCUUGCUCCCAAGCUUGAGCCGCGCCCAACACGAAGAGAAUGGCGCGGAAGACUUUCUUUCGUGGCAGGAUUCCCCCAACUUUCGAGGAACCAUGGAUAUCAUCUGGUCCUGCCUCUUCACAGUUUUCGUUUGCGUCUGGACAGCAGUGCACCUGAACGUACCAGCUCCCCCCACCACCGACACAACGGUCAGGCUAUGGGCAAGAAGGAUCAAAUGGGUUGGUAACUGUUGCAUGGUUCCCGAGAUCGUCUUACUGCUGGCCGCCGGACAGUGGUCAUUUGCUCGCGCUUGUUGGCGGGAGAUGAGAGAAAUCAUUGCUGAACAGGACCAAGGACAUGAGAUGGAGUCGGGACUCUUGCAGUCGAAGCCGGCCCCGAGCCCAGAAAUCGAACCCAUCGGACCCUACUUCGAGUCGACACCCACCAAGAUAAAGACAGAGAUAACGCGGCCAAAGCUGCGGCGAUCCGAGACCUUCGAACAGCACAAGAAGAGGGAAAGUGACGAGAGAUGGACGUUGCGGCACGCUUUCUACGCCAACAUGGGCGGCUUCCGUCUUCGAGACAGGACCGGAGCAGUACACAUCAUCACCGCCAAGCACAUCAACUACCUGGUCCAGGGAAAAUAUAUCGACCUUCCUAAGAUAACCCCGCUCGAGAUCAACGACCGGAGCAAGUCCGACUCCCUAGCCAAGUUUCUGGCCAUCAUGCAAGUCGGGUGGCUGGCAGUCCAGGUGGUUGCCCGAACGAUCCAGAAGCUGGAAACCACGACACUGGAGAUCACCACUCUGUCAUUCGUCGUUUGCACGUUGGGCACAUUCAUUGCAUGGUAUCGGAAACCCUACGACGUGCAAACCUUUGUCAUUCUCGAAAUGCCCGAUCAUGCGAUAGAGGAUAUCGACCUCAAAUUAACCCGCAGGAGCGACGGCACCGAGCGAGAUUUGCUGAAAGAAUAUGUUGCAGGACAUCAGACAAGUAAGGUGGUCGACGACAAUGGGAAUCUCUUGGCACCAUACAACCGGUUGACCAUCAUCGAUGAUGGUCUCCCAACAUUCACGGCGUCCUUCACGGACGUAUAUGGCCACGUCUGGGGCCGGAGACCAUACGAUGCCAACCGGAUCAGGAAUGACCGAUUGCCUGUGAUGGAAAAGCCUGUCACGCUGGUCUGUGCAAUCACCACCGUCGCCUACGCCGGCCUUCAUAUCGCAGCGUGGAACAUCCCCUUGGCCACCGACAUCGAGCAGUUGCUCUGGCGGGUCUCAGCGCUCGCCAUGAUGGGCUGUGUGUUUGCUUGGUUUUUCAUGGAUCAUUUCGAGGAGUUUUUGGCUCGCAGAAGGUCCAAGAAAGGGCAAGUGACCGGGGUUAUUGUCCCCUGGUGGAGGAUCCCCGCCUCGAUCGUGGUAACGAUCGUGUACAGCCUGUGCAGGUUGUAUGUCCUGGUGGAAUCGUUUGUGGCGUUGAGGAAGAUGCCACCGUCAGCAUAUCAGCAGGUGGACUGGGGCCGAUGGGUGCCCCAUAUUUGA
Cladophialophora carrionii CBS 160.54 is the source of this 1548-nucleotide messenger RNA. RefSeq lists its product as uncharacterized. The record is from RefSeq and is a predicted model, not a curated record. NCBI's taxonomy places the organism in Eukaryota, Fungi, Ascomycota, Eurotiomycetes, Chaetothyriales, Herpotrichiellaceae. Bases 1 to 1548 code for a protein of 515 amino acids. The transcript has 2 exons.